Molecule: messenger RNA, 393 nt
Organism: Capsicum annuum
Lineage: Eukaryota; Viridiplantae; Streptophyta; Magnoliopsida; Solanales; Solanaceae
Exons: 5
Coding region: 1-363 (120 amino acids)
Source: RefSeq, a predicted model, not a curated record
AUGUGGCAAUACACGUGCUUACGUUGUUUAACAUACACAACUUACAUUGUUCCUUUCAUAUCUUCUUGGCUCUUUUUCUCCGUUUUCAAUAGUUUGUUUCUUUCGCAACUUCUGGACUCUACUUCUCUGUUUUCAGCUACCACCUUCGAAGUUCUAGGCAAAGGAAAGGAAAUAGUUACUUGCUUCUCGACUUUUGAAAUAGGUUCAACAUCAGCUACACGCACUGAACAUGAUGCCUUCGGGGCAACAAUUACUAUUACUGAGAUGCCACAUCAAGCUAAAACAGACGACACCUCCCAACUUAUGUCAGGCAAAGCAAACAAUUUAGUUGGUUGCUUUUCAACUUUUCAAGUAGUUAUGUAAUAUGUAUACACUACUGAACUUUAUUCUUUA